AUAUUCAACUAUAUAAUUUUAUGAAUCAUACUGGUUUAUUUCUUUUACCUUCUUUAUUCUAUUAUACCCCAGAUAAAGAAAUCAAACAUUGCUGGAACAAUAAAUACAAAACUAGGUUUAAUUACACUUUAUUUGAUAAAUCAAUUGAUAAACCGACUGAUGAACCAACUGAUGAACCAACUGAUGAACCAACUGAUGAACCAACUGAUGAAUCAACUGAUGAUCAAACAAAGUUUGUGUUUGGAAUUCGAAAUGGAUGUGUUUGGAAAUCUAAAUUUGACGAAAAGAUGCCAAAGACGAACUUUUCAAAUUCUGAUGAAUUAAACAAAGAAAAUAAUAAAAUUGUUGAAUGUGAUGAAUACUUAAAUUUUCAUCUAUUUAAUAUAUAUAGUAUGGAUACUAUGUCUACUUUAUUUCAAAAAGCCAUAAAUGAUUAUAGUUUUGGAUAUUCAACUGAAUUAACUGGAAAUUUAAUUAAAUGGAAUAUACAUAUUGGUGACGGUGAAAUUAAACUGGAAGUUUUCAAAAAAGGAAAAUUAAUUAGCACGAGAAUUGAAAGUUUUCUUUCUUUUUUUUAUCCAGAUUAUAACAAAAAGAAUAUCAUAUAUGUCACAAUUGAUCAUAAAUUAGUUGCAAGCUCAUUAUUUAAUAAUGAUGAUAUUGUUAUAUUGACAACAUUUGGAAUUCUUAUUUAUACUUUUAAUGAAAAUAACAAAUCUAAUGAUAAUGACAAACAUAUUUUUUUAAACUAUUUUUAUUCUAUGGAAUUAACUUUUAAUAGAAAAAAAGAUAUGAAAAUACUUCAAUAUUACAAAAAAAUGUUUUCAAAAUCUACUUUACCAUCACCAAAUUAUGAUAGUUUUAGAUCACUAGAUGGAUGGAUUUCAGAUGUAAAAAAUAAUAAGUUAAUUCUUUUGAAAUAUGGAGUUGAAUUAUUAAAAUUUGCAAUUAUAGAACAUAAGUUAGAAUUAAUUGAUGAUAUUUAUAAAAAAUGUAUGACUUAUUUUAAAGAGGAUUUAAUGAACAAUAAGUCAUUUUUAAGCAUUAUCACUUCUGCAAUGCCAUUACUAGAUGAAUAUUAUCCAGAAUAUAUUCUAAAAUAUUCAUCAGAAAUGAAUAUGAUCAUAGAUUCUCCUUUUUAUAGUAUAGAGCAUCAAAAUAAAAAUUUCCAUCUUUAUUCUUUUUUUAAAUCUCCUCAAAUAGCUAAUUUAUCGAAAUCUCUUUUAUGGACAAAAUACAGUUAUAAAUUUGGUUAUUACAAAUCUUAUUAUUCAUUAUUGUUAAAAUUAUUGCGUAUUAUAUUGAUAAUUAUAUUUGUUAUAACUUUACCCCUUUAUUUAGCUACAUUUUAUAUUUUAUCAAAAUACAAUUUUAUUAAUAAUAUUUAUAGAGAAGAAAUAUUUUCUCUUACUUAUUUCUACAUUGAACGUAAAAUUUUUAAAAAAUAUAUAACAACAACACCAACAAUUACUUUUAUGAUUCCUUAUAUUAAUUUUGUUAAUUAUUCAAGAGAUUAUAAUUGGUUUUUAGAAUUAAUUAAACCUCAACCUAGUCCAUUUACUGAAACAAUAAAUAGAAAUAUUUACAAAACAUGGAAUGGAGAAGCAUUAAUUAAUUUUAAAUGGAAUGCUUAUGGAAAAUAUUAUUAUGCAAUGAUUUGGAUUUUAUUUAUGGCUUUGCUUGGAUGCUUUACUACUGCUGCAACAAUUUCUCAGAAAUAUAUUAAUGAAGAAGUUAGACAACAACUUUUUAUUGUUUCGAUUAUACUUGGAUUUAUUCAUCUGAUUUUAGAAAUUCGUCAAUUUUUUUAUAAAAUUACUGAGUGGUUCAAGAAUUUUUGGAAUAUUUUUGAUAUAAUUGCUUAUGUCCUUUCAAUUUACACUUCUAUUUAUUGGCUUCAAACAAAUGAUAAGA
Rhizophagus irregularis DAOM 181602=DAOM 197198 is the source of this 1914-nucleotide messenger RNA. The record is from RefSeq and is a predicted model, not a curated record. NCBI's taxonomy places the organism in Eukaryota, Fungi, Glomeromycota, Glomeromycetes, Glomerales, Glomeraceae.